Molecule: messenger RNA, 2797 nt
Organism: Physcomitrium patens
Lineage: Eukaryota; Viridiplantae; Streptophyta; Bryopsida; Funariales; Funariaceae
Product: high-affinity nitrate transporter 2.1
Biological process (GO): transmembrane transport
Molecular function (GO): nitrate transmembrane transporter activity
Source: RefSeq, a predicted model, not a curated record
CUAGAAAAUCCUAUCGUAAAUCUACGCUCAUGCCUUGCACAUGAUAAGGGAACGGGAAAAACUAUAGGAAGAGGCAGACUAGGUUUGUGAUUUCGAUAAUCAAUCGGUGGCCUGCUGCUUCGACCCGGUAUAGCCUCGAAUGUUACUUGUUAUAGAUUGAUGCGAAUUUGAAUUUGGCGACUCGCUUGGCAAAGUGCAGAUUUCACACUAUAUGACUGGCUGUUCCAGUUCCUCCGCAACUUAGUCUCAAACCAGGCGCCACGUAAAGUAACUGCGCUAACGUCAAGUACAUUACAUUAGGGCCCUCAGUUCUAUAUUUAUGCGCAUUUGGUCUUUACAAGUUGCAUCCCCCCGCCGCCUCACUGGUCUUCCUACAAGAAACCGGCGUCGAGUUGCAGCAGCUUGGAUCGCAGUUGCCCUCAACGCUGUCAAAUAAAUCAAGCUCUCAAGUUCCAUCUGGAACGCCAGUUCUAAAUCCGCUCCCACAUGCUCCUCAAUUCCCACAUCAAAGUCGGUAGAGUUACGAUCUGAGAAGCAGCAGGGAACUGGUGAUAACGCUGUCGAAUUUGUGCCUGAUGUAGAAAACAGCUGAGUUAGUUUCUAUCCUCGUUCGCAAUCUCAGUGAUGCCUGAGCUGGGUGCACUGGCAGAGUCUUACGUCGACGCUGUGCAGAUCUGAGCAAGUUGCAACUGAACUGGUGAGAUCUAUCAUGGCGGACAAAGGAGGUUCAAUGCGUGCUUCUGGCGAUGUCGAGUUCUUGCUGCCUGUCGAUUCCGAGCACAAGGCCAAAGUUGUUAAAGUGUUCAGCUUCGCACAGCCGCACAUGCGGUCGUUUCAUCUCUCCUGGAUCUCCUUCUUUGUUUGCUUUCUAUCUACAUUCGCGGCGCCGCCACUCAUUCCCAUCAUCCGUGACAACCUGAACAUGACCAAAUCUGACAUUGGACAAGCUGCCGUUGCAUCUGUUUCCGGAUCGAUCUUGUCGCGGCUCAUGAUGGGAACAGUGUGCGAUCUGGUGGGGCCACGAUACGGCUCUGCAUUUCUGAUAAUGGUCAAUGCACCAGCCGUGUUCUCAAUGGGGGUUGUUGAUGAUGCUGAGGGCUUUAUGAUCUGCCGAUUCUUCAUCGGAUUUUCCCUUGCAACCUUCGUCUCGUGCGAAUACUGGGUGAGCUCCAUGUUCACCAGCAAGAUUGUGGGCACUGUUAAUGGCCUUGCUGCCGGGUGGGGUAAUCUCGGAGGCGGCGUUACGCAAAUUAUGAUGCCACUGAUAUUCGCCUUGUUUCGAGAUAGCUUUCAUCACCCAGAUUUCACAGCAUGGAGACUGGCGUUUUUCGUACCGGGAUCGAUGCACAUUAUCUUAGGACUCCUGGUUUUAUGUCUUGGUCAAGAUCUUCCCGAUGGAGACCACGCACAGCUCCAGAAACAAGGAGGAGAUGUCAAGCAAGGAUUUCUCAGGGUCUUGUACUUCGCAUCGACGAGUUACAAAACGUGGAUAUUUUUCAUUCUUUACGGCUACAGCUUUGGGGUUGAACUGACCGUCGACAACAUCAUCGCCGAAUAUUUCUACGACCGUUUCAAUUUGAACCUCAAUACCGCUGGGCUUAUUGCAGCGGCCUCUGGUUUGAUGAAUAUCUACUCGCGUCCAGCCGGUGGAUAUCUCUCAGAUGUUGCCGGACGUUAUCUAGGAAUGCGCGGCCGCUUGUGGUUCUUGUGGACUGUGCAAUCUCUAGGAGGGCUCUUGUGCAUCAUCCUCGGCAAAAUGAGCAACUUAACCGGUGCGAUUAUUUCCAUGAUCCUGUUCUCUAUCUUUGUCCAGGCUGCCUGUGGAGCUACUUUUGGAAUCGUUCCCUUCGUCUCUCGGAGGUCGCUGGGUGUGAUCAUCGGAUUGACUGCGGCAGGAGGGAAUGUGGGCUCCGUGUUGACGCAAUCUCUGUUUUUCACAUCGUCCUCGUAUCACACGGAAGAGGGACUUGUGUACAUGGGGAUUAUGAUUGUCUGCUGCACCUUGCUAGUAACAUUGAUAUGGUUCCCCCAGUGGGGCAGUAUGUUCUUUCCACCCUCCAAGAGCGCCUCCGAAGAAGACUACUAUGUCUCCGAAUGGACGGCUCAAGAGCAAGAGCAAGGGCUGCAUUUGCCAAGUUUGAAAUUCGCCACCAACUCUCGCAGUGAGCGUGGCAACCAUGCCGGUGCCAGCUCUUCCGAUCCGGAGGGCGACCAACCUCCUGCCGAACUGGGCCUCUCGAUGUGGAAGUCAUACUCGCACUAGGAUCAAAGCGAUAUCAAGAGUUUGAACAAACAACGAGAACAACAUACAUUCAUUCAUAUUCGCCGCAGCACAUCUGCUUGGCGAAACUCCGAACCCAUGUUCUGGUCUCCACGAUGGUUCGCACUCAGAGAUGCUUCAAUGGCCAGCGGCACAAUCAAUCAUCUCUGGCGAAUCGUGGCAGGGGUUCAUAACCGUGGCUUUAGCAACACGUUCGACAUAGGGAACCUAUGAAAGACAAAUUUGCACAGUGCUUUUGCGUGACGAAACCUUUGCGUCCAAUCGUGAGGGAUGUGGAAAUUGUCGCAAUUUGAACGCAAAUACGUUGAACCCUAGUCUCUAGGGAUGGUCGCUUGGGCGAGCACAGGAGUCUUUUCCCAUUUCGAUUAGCACAUUCGGUUCGAAGCCUGUUUAUUUAGUUUUUGUAGAAUUCUCUGAAUGGCCUGAUUAGGGACAUGUAAUCAUCUCUCGCGACCACCAGUUGGCCAUUCAAUGAUCAAAGUUUUGAACUGCCAGAUACGUCUUGGGACGAUGUCA